AUGGCACCGGUCCUAUACCAAUGCACGGUUUGUUUAAAUCAUUAUAAAAUAAAACCGGACGGUAAACUAUAUCGACAUGGAGGCAAAGUGAAGGGCCAGGAAUGCCCUGGUUCGUUCAAGGCAGCCGACCAGCCUCCGGCUGGUUCAUCUGCCUCCGCGCGAUCGCCGCUUACCGCUGCACCUGUCAUCAACCCUCAUGUUGCUACACGCGGUUCUUCGGCAUCGGUCUCGGAGAGUCCCUCCCAAGUGGAUUUUUUUCAUGUUUUUGACAGGCUGACGGUCGUUUUGAGGACUGCCCAUCUGUAUGAUCACGUUCCCAAACCGUGCAGAGACAAGGUAUCUAAAGCAUUGUCGGCUUUAUUGACGGCCGUUUGCGAUGAUCCCUGCGACGCGACCCAUUGGUGCAGGCUCCAAUGUUUUUUCGCAUUUGUUUUGUUCAAGCCAACCAGGGGCGGUCGCAGGACUAAUCAAGCCAAUUACGUUAUUAAACGGUUGGCCGAAUUCAGUUCGACCGAGGUCGAGUUUAUUGUGGCAAGCUUCAACACUGACCACAACACCAAACCGCGUAAGCACAAUCCAAACAGUUGGAUUAGUGCAGUAACCACUCGGAUUGAACAGGGCAGUCUCUCGGCGGCCGUCAGACUUGCUUGUUCGCCCGCAGGCCUGGCGGAGAGCUCGCCUGAGACACUCGCUAAACUCAAAGCUAUUCAUCCCAGUGCUCCAUUGAACAGGCGAGCUUUCCCCGCGCAGGAGCCGUCCAAUGGUCGCGUUUCACCAGCCCAGGUGUUGACGGCUUUAAAGUCGUUUAAUAAUGGUUCAUCGGGAGGCCUUGAUGGCUUGAGGCCUCAGCACAUAAAGGAUUUACUUUCCGGUCCGACGCCCACCGAUGAAUUGUUAAAUAACCUCACCCGUGUUGUAGCUUCCAACGAUCGUUAUUCUGUAGGUUCAAGAUUUCCGAUAAAUGAACACAACUGCUUCAGACGCAAACUUUGUUGA
Molecule: messenger RNA, 996 nt
Organism: Helobdella robusta
Lineage: Eukaryota; Metazoa; Annelida; Clitellata; Rhynchobdellida; Glossiphoniidae
Exons: 2
Coding region: 1-996 (331 amino acids)
Source: RefSeq, a predicted model, not a curated record